This is a messenger RNA of Terrapene triunguis (Three-toed box turtle), 2274 nucleotides long. RefSeq names its product sodium voltage-gated channel beta subunit 3 (gene SCN3B). The transcript is spliced from 6 exons. Lineage: Eukaryota; Metazoa; Chordata; Testudines; Emydidae. Bases 40 to 687 code for a protein of 215 amino acids. Gene Ontology annotation, biological process: ventricular cardiac muscle cell action potential; regulation of heart rate by cardiac conduction; sodium ion transport. Gene Ontology annotation, molecular function: sodium channel regulator activity. The record is from RefSeq and is a predicted model, not a curated record. Gene Ontology annotation, cellular component: voltage-gated sodium channel complex.
AGCCUUUAUCCAGCCUGAGAACCAUCCCCACUAGGAAGCAUGGCUGCUCUCGCCACGGGUUUCUGUCUCUCUUCAGUCCUGUUGGUUAUAUGGGUUGGCGUCUGUUCUCCAGUCUGUGUGGAAGUCCCGUCAGAGACGGAGGCUGUCCAAGGAAGUCACAUGAAGCUACUCUGUAUCUCCUGCAUGAAGAGAGAAGAGGUUUCUGCAAACACUGUGGUGGAAUGGUUCUACAAGACUGAAGGGGGGAAAGAUGAGCUGAUCUAUGAAUACAGAAAAGUAUACCAUGAAUUUCCAAGCCGCUUCAGUGGCCGGCUACAGUGGAACGGGAGCAAAGACAUGCAGGACGUGUCCAUCACUGUAUUAAAUGUGACCUUGAAUGAUUCGGGGAUCUACACCUGUAACGUCACCCGGGAGUUUGACUUUGAGAUUCAUCGCCCACUCUUCACAAGCUCCAGAUUGAUCCAUCUCACUGUGGUAGAGGAGGCUGGAGAAGAUUUCACAUCUGUCAUCUCUGAAAUUAUGAUGUAUAUUCUCCUGGUUUUCCUCACCUUGUGGCUGCUGAUAGAAAUGGUCUAUUGCUACAGGAAGGUCUCCAAAGCAGAGGAGACUGUACAGGAAAAUGCGACUGACUACCUUGCCAUUCCGUCGGAAAACAAGGAAAACUGCGCUGUGCCCGUGGAGGAGUAGCCAAGAGCAGAUGGGCCAUGACCUGCAAUAAGGAACUCUGAAGUUGGAAGGACCAAGUCACUCCAGCCAGGUUUGGGAAAACUCUACAGCACCAGGAGGAAAUGAGGCAAAGUGUAAAUUCUCUUCCACUUGCCUUGGACAUUGCACAGCCUUGACUUCAGCUUCAUGACUCCAUUUGCUAAAGGAUUCUCCUUUGAAGCAUGCUGAGGAAAAGGGGUUGGGGUGUGGGUGGCACUGCUCCUUCCUAAGUUUUGCCCCCCACUCUCAUCCAGUGGCCUUGUAAAUACUAGUAUCAUUUAUUACCCUCACCAUAUUCCUUUGCAAAAUAUGCUAAUUCGACACUGCAGCAUUGAGGGGUAUGUCACAUUACCCUGACCCACAUGGCCAUCAGCAAGGUCAUUUUAGCAUAGUGCUCAACCUUUUGAUAAAGCCUGAACAGUCACUUUAAUUAAAAAUAUCAUCAUCCUGCUCCACCCCAGUGCUUGCUAUUUACCAUUCAAAUGCUUGCUCUCCAUGCCGCCCUGGACUGUAGGCUGCUGUUGCAAACAUAGGACAAGGAUAUGGAGAAGCAGAAGGUUCAUAGCAGCUUAGAGCUGCAAAAAAAUGUACAUCAGCACUCAGCAUGCAGAGAAUUAGUGGGCAGCAAUCUACAUGCACUAGCUUGCCAUGCACCCCCUGCUGCAUACAAGUUCCAUAGUGUGCUUUGACCUGCUGCAGAACAUUUAGCACACAGUAGCAGGUUUCACACAGCCAGUUAGCCUGUGGCAAGCUCAUGGGAUGUAGAUUUACGGCCCAGCUUGCCACACACUAACCCUUAAUAGCCAUGUCCUCAGGCUGUACCACUGCUACCUUGGGAUUCCCUGCUAUAAACUGCAACGAUUCCAAGAAGUGAUGUUUGUUUCAUUUGGCAACUAUUUGUCAGAGUUCUAGCUGUCUCUAUUAGCCUUGCUCUGUUAACUUACACAGUAGAUAGUGUUUGCUUAUCAUGGAAAUAACCUCUAUCAACUAGUGUCUUGCAACAACCACAGGAGAGCAUCCCUGGGAGACGGAUACUCCCUGAAAUUAGCAAAGUGUCCUCAAACGGAAGAGAGUUAAAGGCCGGAGCUCCUGAAGGGAGAGGAGAGAGAGAGAGUCUGGUUUAGGUAAGCAAGCGAAUGAAAUGGACUGCUUAUUCCCAAAUGGGAAAAUGAUGAGGCAGCUUUGGAAUUUGUGAAGCUUUUUAUAACUAAUUGAAAGUCAGUGGGACAGUUGCACCACCUAGAGUCAAACAGUGGUUAUUUUCUCCCAUAGCCCUUAAUAAUGUAUUAUUUCUUGUGAUAAUUAUUCUCCAUGCUGAAUACUCGGUGUUAGUCUGAUGUGACCUAUUAUUGCAGAGCAAUUCUCAUGUAAAUUAAGUUUCACUUAUAAACACAGUACUGUACUAACACAGUAUAUAAAUAGCUGCAGAUACAGUAGCAAGGUGGGGGGUUUGGCUUUAUUAUAUGUAAAACAUUUAAGCAUGGUGAUUGUGGUUUCUCAUUCAGAGAAGCAUUAGUCUUAGAAUCUGAGAUUAUUGGGGAAAGCAUUUGUCUAUAUGUAGAAGUGGCA